This is a messenger RNA of Rotaria sp. Silwood2, 636 nucleotides long. Lineage: Eukaryota; Metazoa; Rotifera; Eurotatoria; Philodinida; Philodinidae. The record is from the annotation of a GenBank genome assembly.
AUGUCCCUUGUACUUCGUGUUAUUGAUGAUGAAAAAAUAAAAGAAUCAAAUUAUUUCAUUGAAGAAUAUUUAUUGGGCUUGAUUGGAUUACGUUCAUUUGAUGCUACAUCACUGGCAGAUACCAUUGUUAAUAUGUUGAAAACAUUUGAUGUUGAUUUAACUUUAUGCAUCGCAUUAUGCUUUGACAGUGCCAGCGUAAUGACUAGAAGGAACACAGGUGUACAAGCCAUUUUACUUAUUGCCGAUGUAUGUAUUUCAACAACUUAUGUUAGUGAAUUUUAUUCAAUCAUUAAAAAGAUUCAUAAUUACUUCACAGUUUCAGGUGUUACUAACAAAUAUUUUCGUCAAGCUCAAACUGAAUUACAAUUCAUUCAUACAAAUCUUAAAUUAUGGGCUGAUGUCCGUUGGGACUCUCAAUGGACAUCUAUUGAUGCUAUUUUGCAGAAUUAUGAAGUUAUUAUUUUGGCUUUCAACGAGCUGAUUGCAGAUGGUGGUUCUAUAGCUAAAGUACUUGAUUAUGGUAAAGCACAACAAUUAAUUCUAUCCGUAAUUGAAGAACUUAAUUCUGCACGAGAUGAAAAAUCUUUUCAACAAUUAUUUCAAUUAGUAAUCAGUUUUUGUGGAAGAAAAUCAUAA